Molecule: messenger RNA, 2259 nt
Organism: Trypanosoma conorhini
Lineage: Eukaryota; Euglenozoa; Kinetoplastea; Trypanosomatida; Trypanosomatidae
Exons: 1
Coding region: 1-2259 (752 amino acids)
Source: RefSeq, a predicted model, not a curated record
AUGCUGUCAGGUGCUAGAAAAGGGCCGGCAUUUAAGCCGCAGCUGCGCGUGUGCUAUUUGUGCGGACAACAGUUUGGCACGGCCUCCAUCGGCAUCCACAUCCCGCAGUGCUAUGCGAAGAAGGUCGCGCAGUGGGAAAUCGCCGACCCUGCCACUCGUGGGAAACGACCCAAGCACCCCGACACGGUGAACUGGAAGGGCGAGGGCAUGGACACGAAUAAGCUUAACGACGAGCAGUUUCAGGAGUUCACCGCCAACUUGGUGCCUUGUCGGAACUGCGGGCGAAGGUUUCUCCCCGAUCGUCUUGAGGUUCACUUGCGUAGCUGCAAGGGCAACAGCAGGCCAGCUUCGACGGCAAGAGGCGCUGGAGGAGGUGGAGGUAGUAGUGGCUGCAAUGGAGCCUUCGCUGGGGCGACAACGCCCACGCAGCGGGUUGCACAAUCGGCACACAGUUUGCAUUCUUCUAAGAAAAGCAAUGAGCCGCCUGCUUUACGGGCACCGGGGCAGAAUCCGCAGUUGCCUGUUUGCUAUCUAUGCGGCCAGCAGGUUGAAAACAACUCUAUGGCAAUCCAUGUAUCUCAAUGCUAUGCAAAAAAACUGGCCCAAUGGGAGGUUGCCGACGUAAAUACGCGAGGCAAGCCACCAAGGCACCCGGACACAGUUAAUUGGAAGGCUGAGGGGGCUCAGAUAGACGCGCAUAAUGACGCCCAAAUUGCCGAAUUUGUGGAGGCUUUGGCGCCAUGCCCUAACUGUGGAAGAAAAUUUCUCGCCGACCGUCUUGUCGUUCACCUCCGCUCAUGCACGCCCGGCUCGAGAGGCAAAGCACCACCGCGGUCAACAACGACGCCACCGUCGAUGUGCAACUCGGAUUCGCGUGCAUCCCUAGUUUCGGCUAGUGCAGAUGGUUUGGGAGGUCGUGUGACAGAUGGGAGAAAUGAGGAACCGAAUGCAACAAGGGGCCGGCCCCGCAAUGAGGGGUUUUCUACAAGAGAUGUGGAAAAAAUCAAUCCCAAGGUGAACCGACUACAAAAAAGUGGGAACAUGGAUCCAACGGGGCGCACGUGCCCCCGUUGCGGCGUUGUAGAGUAUGACAUUUCGGCAAAGUUUUGCAGAGAAUGCGGGGCUGGUUUGACCUCCAAAAAACUUCCUGGUCCCUGUGCCAACUGUGGGGAACAGAUUCCAGAAGGCUCCAGGUUCUGUGGCGCCUGUGGUGUAUCCAUCAAUGCCGCGGCGGCGGGUGAGCACAAGGCCGGAGCCGAGAAUUUAAUCUCCCCCGCCGCUCGGACUCUAAUAUGCCCAACGUGCAAAACGGUUUGUGGUGCCGAUGGUGGCACCUGCAAGAAUACUGGUGCGUCCCGUGGGGAUGCAGAGUCCUCGCCUGGUGCGCCGGCGACGAAGGAAGUGAUGUUCUGUAAAAAAUGCGCUGAGUCUGUUGACGACCCAACGGCAAGGUUCUGCGAGGAAUGUGGCGAAGUUUUGGAAAAAAUUACGGUGAAUGCCGUGGACAACACACCGCAUGAGCAGCCGUCCACGUUACCGCCUGAGGGUGUCAAGCCUCAGCCCUCCUCCAAGGAAUCCAAUGCGCUGCCAAACCUCACUGCGACACGAGGGGCAGCGGCGGAGGGAAUUCUCUCACCGUCAAAGCUGCGGGGGGCGAAAAAUGGAAAACAAGGGAUUUUUGCCAGCGAUACUCCAGAGGUGCUAAGGAGGCCACGAGGUGUGAAGGGGGACGAGCCACGCUCACUUCCAGUGCUGUCCAAAAAUAAUUUCUCCACUAACCGGCCGGAGUUUUUGGAGGAGGAAGAAGGAGAAGCCAUAGAUGAGGGACCAAGAGAACAAUGCGACAACUGUGGCCGGUUCUUUGCUCUUGAGUCCUUAGCACGACACCAGCGUGUGUGUGGCUCGCAAAAGCAGCGGAAGGUGUUCAAUAUGCGAGCAAUGCGUCUCUCAGGCACAGGCGCGGAGCGAGUAGCGAAGUCGGGAGGCAAUUUUUCAACAGUGGCGCCGGCUCCAAAACGAGACUGGCGAGCUGAAAGUGAGGCAUUUCGACGCUCCAUGCGAGAGGCACGUCAAGUGGACAAAGUGCUCAAGGCUGGGGGCAAUGCAAGAGAUCUCCCGCCCCCAACUUAUAGUGAGAAUAGUCAUUAUACGCCCUGCCCACACUGUGGGAGGAAGUUUGCCCCGGACGUGGCGGAGCGGCAUAUUCCUCGCUGUGCCACGACAGUACAUAAGCCCAAACCGCCCCCAAGGAGACGUUAG